GCCUUCUCAUGCACACUUUUUUAAAACUAAUUUCACUGCUUGCGCACAGCGAGUCGGAUCUUAUGACGCAGAUAUACCAAGAAGCUUCAGCGCCAAGUUUGGUGCGUAAAAGCUGCAGAGAGUUCAAAGGGAAUAUUGGUGCGACUCAUCCAGCGCGCGCGCGCGCGCGCUCCGGAGCGGAUAGACAUAAUGGAUUUAUGAAGCAAUCAGCAUGGGGCGUUAUUGAAGACUGAUUAAAGUGUCAGCAGCUGGCUGAUGGACGUUUGGUACUCGGCUCUCUCAGGAUGGACGGCGAGCACUCAGACACUUCCACACCUGACUGCGCAGCGCAAAAAUGUUUGGCGUGAUCCAAGACAGCGGCAGGGCGAUGGGGAGCAGAAAUGCGAAGACAAUCCAACACUCCAAACCCAUCUGCAGAAUUAAUUUUAUUCUGCUCUUGCUCAUUUUCACCCCCAGAGUGGACACAUCGUGGUGGUAUAUCGGAGCGCUGGGAGCCCGGGUCAUCUGUGACAACAUCCCUGGUCUGGUGAACAAGCAGCGGCAGCUCUGCCAGCGGCACCCGGAUCUGAUGCAGUCCAUCGGCGAAGGCGCUAAGGAGUGGAUCCGAGAAUGCCAGCACCAGUUCAGGCAUCACAGGUGGAACUGCAGCACGCUGGAGCGGGACCACACCGUGUUCGGCAGGGUCAUGCUCCGCAGUAGCAGAGAAGCAGCAUUUGUGUACGCCAUCUCCUCUGCAGGAGUGGUUUAUGCCAUUACCAGGGCUUGCAGUCAGGGGGAGCUGAAGAUCUGCAACUGCGACAAUCACAAACGCGGGCAAGCCAGCGACGACAGGGGAACGUUUGACUGGGGUGGAUGCAGUGAUAAUGUCAACUAUGGCAUUAAGUUUGCCAAAGCCUUUGUGGAUGCUCGGGAGAGGAUGGGCAAAGAUGCCCGUGCCCUCAUGAACCUGCACAACAACCGGUGUGGUCGCAUGGCAGUGAAGCGCUUUAUGAAGCUGGAGUGCAAGUGUCACGGGGUCAGCGGCUCCUGUUCUCUGAGAACCUGUUGGCUGGCCAUGUCUGAUUUCAGGCGAACAGGAGACUACCUUCGCAAGAAAUACAAGACGGCCAUUGAGGUAACCCUGAACCAGGAUGGGACAGGCUUCAGGGUGGCUGAUAAGGACUUCAAGGGAAGCACCAAGAACGAGCUGGUUUACGUUGAGAAUUCACCAGAUUACUGUCUGACAGACCGAGCAGCAGGAUCUUUGGGUACUGCAGGCAGAGUGUGCAACAAGUCAUCAAGAGGCACAGAUGGCUGUGAGGUCAUGUGCUGUGGGCGGGGCUAUGACACCAUGCGUGUCAAACAGAUCACCAAGUGCGAGUGCAAAUUCAAGUGGUGCUGCGCUGUGGAGUGCAAAGACUGUGAGGACAUGGUUGACGUUCACACCUGUAAGCCCCAUAAGAGACCCGAUUGGUUGGAACCAACCUAAUGAAGAGACCCGACCAAUCACAGAUGCCUCAGACUCAUUAAGUUAUCAGCCAGUGACUACAUUGUAUUCUGAAAUUUGUAAUUUGUAACUUUAAUACCUCCAGCUUUCAUUGGACACUCCUGAAGCAGAGACUUUAACGGACGCCGCUAAACUGGAAAAUGGUCUGUUAUUGAUUGUGCGCUGCUUUAGUCAGCUUUUCUAAAAUAUUGUUUUUACAUAUUUCAGCUUUGAUUUAAAAAAUGAAUAUGGACUCUGUUGCAAAUGCAAAUACUGAGGCAGAUACUUGUGCCUUUCUGCAAUUUGUACAUUGUGUGAAAGUCAAACUGAAAACAUCAUCUGCAGAGACAGUGAAAUAAAGUUAAAAAUUCUGACAAAUUGGUGAAAGUAGACAGUACAGUGUUUAAUCUUCUGAAUUCCUAGCAGUUUUUGUGUGUUUUCUUUCUUUCUUUGCACUCUGUCACAUUUGUAUGCAAUUUG
This is a messenger RNA of Thalassophryne amazonica, 1945 nucleotides long. RefSeq names its product wingless-type MMTV integration site family, member 2Ba (gene wnt2ba). Gene Ontology annotation, cellular component: extracellular region. Gene Ontology annotation, molecular function: cytokine activity; frizzled binding. NCBI's taxonomy places the organism in Eukaryota, Metazoa, Chordata, Actinopteri, Batrachoidiformes, Batrachoididae. The transcript has 5 exons. The record is from RefSeq and is a predicted model, not a curated record. Gene Ontology annotation, biological process: cell fate commitment; neuron differentiation; multicellular organism development. The coding region runs from base 335 to 1468 and encodes 377 amino acids.